UAUGGUCGCUGAAGAAACCAGCUUGGUCUGUGUCUCCACCGAGUAAGGCCGAACGCCUCGGGCUAGGGGAGGAAGCCUGAAGAAGAAUGGCCAGCUCCACUUCUCACCACAUGGUCUGUGGGUCAGUAACACUUAGGGAUGUGGCUGUUGAGUUCUCUCAGGAGGAGUGGGCCUGCCUGGAUGCUGCUCAGAAGGUCCUAUACAGGGACACGAUGUUGGAGACCUACAGCAACCUCGUGGCAGUGGUGGGAAGCUGCAUUUCCAAGCCCGAUCUGAUCGUCUUACUGGAGCAGCAGAAAGAGCCCUGGAUGGCUGUGAAGGAAGAAACAGACAGGCUGAGCCCAGACUUGGAGACGGAUUAUGAUGCUGAAAAUUUAUCACCAGAAAAUCCUAUUAAUAAUAGAAAAUUUCUCAAACAGAGCAUAAAGCAAUUAAGUAGAACUUUUGACCCUAAGGACUCUAGUACUAGUAAUGGCCCCAACUAUAGUACAUUCUAUGGACUGCAGGAUUGUCAAGGAGAUGCUGGCCCACAGAUUACUAACAAGGCAGAAAUGCCUGCUCAUACCUGCCAGACUCUUGCUCACAACAUAGAAAAGCCAUAUGAAUGUAAAGAGUGUGGGAAGUGCUUUGGUUGUAGGUCAACUCUUACUCAGCAUCAGAGUAUUCACACUGGAGAGAAGCCCUAUGAAUGUAAGGAGUGUGGGAAGGCCUUCAGACUCCCGCAACAGCUUGCAAGACAUCAGAAGUUUCACAGUGGUGAGAAACCUUUCAAAUGUAAUGAAUGUGGAAAGGGUUUUCAUCUUCCUGACCUGCUCAAGUACCAUAAAACCAUUCACACAGGUGAAAAACCAUUUGAGUGCAGGGAAUGUGGGAAGUCCUUCAACCGAGUCUCCAACCUGGUCGCACAUAGGAUUAUUCAUGCAGAUGUGAAACCAUACGAAUGUAAUGAGUGUGGGAAAGCUUUUAAACGGCGCUCAAACCUCGUGCAGCAUCAGAAAAUUCAUUCUGAUGAGAGACCCUUUCAGUGCAAGGACUGUGGAAAGGGCUUCAUUGUUCUGGCCCAGCUCACACGGCACCAGAACAUUCACACUGGGGAGAAGUCAUUUGAAUGUCAUGAAUGUGGGAAGGCCUUCAGACUCCCCCAGCAGCUUACAAGACAUCAGAAGUCUCACAGUGGUGAGAAACCUUUCAAAUGUAAUGAGUGUGGGAAGGCUUUUCAUCUUCCUGACCUGCUCAAGUACCAUCAGACCAUUCACACAGGCACAAAACCGUUUGAGUGCAGGGACUGUGGGAAGUCCUUCCACCGAGUCUCCAACCUGGUUGAACAUAGGCUUAUUCAUGCAGAUGUGAAGCCACACAAAUGUAACGAGUGUGGGAAAGCCUUUAAACGACACAAAAGCCUCACGCAACAUCAGAAAAUCCAUUCUGGUGAGAGACCCUUUGAGUGCAAGGACUGUGGGAAGGCCUUCAUUGUUCUCACUCAUCUCACACGGCACCAGACUAUUCACACUGGGGAGAAGUCAUUUGAGUGCAAGGAAUGUGGCAAGAAAUUCAGAACUGCCACACACCUGGUUAUGCACCAGACUAUUCAUACCGGCGAGAAACCCUUUGGAUGUAAUGUAUGUGGGAAGGCUUUUCGGCUUCAGGUGUACCUUUCUGAACAUCAGAAAAUUCACAUUGAAGAAAAACCCUUUAAGUGUAAGCUCUGUGGGUCAGCCUUUAGACGUAAGUACCAACUUAAUGAGCAUUACACAAUCCAUACUGAUGAGAAACCCUAUCAGUGCAAGGAAUGUGGGAAAUGCUUUCGUCAAAGGUCAAAUUUUACAGAACACCAGAGUAUUCACACUGGAAACAAACCCUUUGAGUGUAAAGAAUGUGGUAAGUUCUUUAGACUUAAUACACUUCUCAUUCGCCAUCAGAAGUCUCACAGUGGUGAGAGACCUUAUGAGUGUAAAGACUGUGGAAAGACUUUUCAUCUUCCCAGUGAGCUUAAUAACCAUCAAAUUGUUCAUACAAGCAAGAGACCUUUUGAAUGCAAGGUAUGUGGGAAGUCCUUCAAGCGCGAAUCCACCCUCAUUCAACAUAGUGUUAUUCAUGCUGGUGUGAAAUCAUAUGAAUGUAAUGAGUGUGGGAAAGCCUUUAUCCAUCGCUCAAGCCUGUUCCACCAUCGGAAAAUUCACUCUGAUGAAAAACCUUUCAAGUGUCAGGAAUGUGGAAAGGCCUUUGUGGUUCUGGCGUAUCUCACUCGGCAUCAGAGCAUCCAUAAUGGAGAGAAACCAUUUGAAUGUCAGCAGUGUGGGUCAGCCUUCAGAUAUAAGUCCCAACUCAGUAAACAUCAGAGAAUUCAUUCUGAUGUGAAACUCUUUCAGUGCAUGGAAGGUGGAAAUGACUUUGUUCAUGGAACAGACCUUAGCAUUCAUCAGGGAAUCCAUACUGGUGAGAAUCCCUUUCAAUGUAAUGAAUAUGGAGAAGCUUUUAAAUACCAUUACCAAUUCCUUGGACAUUUUAGGAUUCAUUUGGACAAGAAUCCUUAUGAAUGUAAGGAAUGUGAGAAAUACUUCACACAUGGUAGAGAUAUUAAAGUACAUCAAAGAAUUCACACUGGUGAAAAACUAAUAGCGUUAAAAAUGUGGGAAGACUUUUAGUUGAAUAUGAAACUUGUUUUGACAGUCUAAGUAUAUUAUUAAUAAGACAUCUUAUGUAAGUAAAAUGAAAAGGCCUACAGUAAUUCUAAACUAGCUAGCUGUAUAUCAGAGAAUUUCUACUGAUGAGAAAUUCUAUGAAUAUAAGUAAGGUGGCAAAAUGUUAAGACUUAGUUCAGCCUUCAUGCAAUGGCAAAGUCAUAUUGAUAAUAAACCCUAUCACUGUGUAGAAUGUGCAAAGUGCUGUAAUUGGAGCUUAGAACUUCUUCAAAAUCAAAGAAGCCGUGCUGGUGUCAAAUGUAAUGAAUACAAGGAAUGUGGAAACAUUUAUAGAAUUAGCUGUUAAAGCUCAUGAGAGUUUGUAUAGGUCUGAAACCCUGUGAAUAUGAAGACUCAGGAAAAGCCUUUAUUGUAAAUGGUGAGCUUAUACAGCAUGAAGAAAUCCAUAAUCUCCAGGAGGCCAUUGUAUGUAAGGACGAAGGACAAGUCGGUGUAUGAAAAUGUUACUGAACACCAGUGAACUCAUCUUGGGAAGACUGUGACUUAAAAGAAUGUGGGGACUUUAAUCUGUUCUGGGAUUUGGUCAAUAUCAAAAUAUUCAUGUACUGUUGCUACCAAGAAACCCUUUGGGAUGAGUAUAUGGGGAGUCAGUUGUUCAGAGAAAAUACUCGGAUGAGAAUGUCUUUUAUUGUCAGAAAUACAAGGUAGUAAUCAUGUUCUUGAUUUACUCUCAUCUUCUUUGUUGUAUUAACUUAAUUCACUCAUUAGUCACUAAGGGCUGUCAACUAAGGGAAAGCAGUUAUUGCAACCAGGUUUGUCUGAGAUGCUUUCCCCCACCCCCAACAUGGUUCCUAAGAUAUUAGAGUAGAUUUUUACUUUUUGCAUAAUUUGUUUAUGGCCAGCACAGGACCAACCAAAGUCAUGGCAAUGGAUUUAUAAUAGAUAAUAAAAUCCUUGACAGUAUUUGGUCAGUGCCCAUGUUCUAUAAUACAGCUUUUACACAGUUCUGGUUUCAUGAGCAUUAUUGUAAUUGUCAUGAAAGCCUAAUUGCACUUUAGAUAGUUUAGGAAAGCCUCAUGCUUUUACCCACUAUUAAAAUUUAAAUAACUUUUCUGGAUACAUGUAAUGGACAGUUAGGAACAUGAACGUAUUUGAAUUGUGAGUCCAUUUAUUAAGUAUUUGUGUGGUAACGUUUUAAAACACAGUCACUGAUGAAUAAGUACUUUCUAAAGGGGUAAAAACCAUAAAAAGUUAAAAUCCUAUUAUUUAUGCCCUCUCCACACAUGAAGAUAAACUAUACAUUUGUGAUAGGACAAGAAAGUUCUUGGAUCCUCCAUCUCUUACUCUUGCUGAGAACAUUUUAGCUUUAACUAGAAUUUGAUUCCCUUGAUGGAGAAUCUUGUAGAAUAUCCAAUUCUACUGGAGGUCAAAAUGCCUCUGAUAAAUUUAUUGUGGCUUCUGUUUAAACCUCCCACUCCAGCUGUCUGCUUAUCUUGGCAUCUGUUAAACUGCUUGCUUGGACAAAAGCUUCCCCUGCAGCUGCUGAGUAAGAUAAUAGAGUAUGGUUUUGUUCUAAAUGCUUGGGAUUAUACUUGGGUCCCAAAAUACCUAAAUGUACUCAGAGCUGACUGGAAUAAAGACUUUCAUUUGGCUCUAAA
Molecule: messenger RNA, 4300 nt
Organism: Apodemus sylvaticus (European woodmouse)
Lineage: Eukaryota; Metazoa; Chordata; Mammalia; Rodentia; Muridae
Product: zinc finger protein 59-like
Biological process (GO): regulation of DNA-templated transcription
Source: RefSeq, a predicted model, not a curated record